Molecule: messenger RNA, 972 nt
Organism: Trichophyton rubrum CBS 118892
Lineage: Eukaryota; Fungi; Ascomycota; Eurotiomycetes; Onygenales; Arthrodermataceae
Exons: 1
Coding region: 216-596 (126 amino acids)
Source: RefSeq, a predicted model, not a curated record
UUUUGGAUUUUCUUAUUUGAUGGCACUCGGAUUCAAACAACCUUUUGGAAUUGUUACCCAUGAGCAUUGCUAGAGGGAAAUCAUGCUAGCAAAAUGCUCUUGUUGAAGGGCUGAUGAAAAAAGAGUGACAUGGACAAUUAUACAGGAACAAUAAACAAGAAGAGUGGUGGUGCCAGGUGAAGAAACGAUGGGUCGAAAGGGGCCGUAAACGACGGAUGAGAUGUAGAUGCGUCCUGUUGUCGGGUAAAGCUUUGUCACCUGGCAGCAUCCAAGAUGUUGUUGGCUUCGUAUCAAAUCUGGGAGGGAGAGCAUUGCCGGAUGAGAUAGAUUGGAUGUUGAAGGUAAGCUUUCUCGCAGAUUUGGGUGUGUCGAAAUAUCGAAGUAGAUGCAGUUCCAUCAUCGUCACCCUCCGCAUUACCACCCCUUGGCUACCAUCAUUCCUUCACCAUAGCCAAGAGUGUCUAGACAAAUGUCUACAUAACGAUGCACUGGCCAGUGCUGCCACGGGCGUUGACGGGACCUAUAACUACGGUGUUAGCCACGGAUCCGUACAUAAUUCUUCUGACAGUUCAAGAUCAUCCUUACCGGAGGUCUGAGUUGGGGCGACGUAGGACUCCAUUUUGAUUGUGGAAGGGUUUGCUUGCUGGAAGCUUGAAAAGUAGAAGUUGAUAGAUAGAAGUUGAUUAUAGAUUGCUUGAUUGUCUUGUGGAAGAUGAAACAGGGAGCUCAAAGGAACGGCGCAAGGAAGAGAUUUAUAUAGACUCGACCUCCUGCUUUCUCCGCUGCAGGUUAAGCUAUCGUUUUCGACUGAUACCGAGUCAAGACAUUGUUCAACAGACAGAACUUGCCGCCCCAAGCGUCUAAACCUGAAUAUCGCUCGUUUUUCUUUCUUCGACAAAGAGAACGGUGCCCGGAGUAUUGUGAUUAAUCUCUCAACAUGGACGGCGGCGUUGCGGAGAAUCCUGGUAUUUU